ACGGGCUAUUUCAACACAUAUUGGAGGGGAAACUCUGUAACUGUUUUAGCUAAAAAAAAGAAAAAUUCAAUGAUAACUCUUCAGCUCCUUCCUCAGUUCCCUUCCCUUCAAAACCCUAACUUUACCAUUAUCAACUCUUCAACACCCUCAAGAUUUCCAACUUGCAAAUUCAACCCCCAAAAGAUUCAAACUUUCAAUCACUAUACAUAUAAGAAACCUCAAAAUCAAUGCUUUAUAUGUAAAGGGGUUAAAGAUGAGACAAAAAAGACAGUUUUGGACCAAGAAGGAGGUGGUGGUGAUGGUGGUGGAGAUGGUGGUGGUGGAGAUGAUGAACAAUUGGAGGGGCAAAAUGGGGUUUUGCCAGAAUGGUUGAAUUUUAGUUCAGAUGAUGCUAAAACUGCUAUUGCAGCAGUGGUUAUAUCACUUGCAUUUAGGUCAUUUGUAGCUGAGCCAAGGUUUAUACCUUCUUUGUCUAUGUAUCCCACAUUUGAUGUUGGUGAUAGAAUUGUAGCUGAAAAGGUCAGUUACUAUUUUAGAAAGCCAUGUCCGAAUGACAUAGUAAUAUUCAAAGCUCCUCCAGUUCUUCAGGAAGUAGGAUACACAGAUGAUGAUGUCUUUAUCAAGAGGAUUAUUGCAAAGGAAGGUGAUAUUGUUGAGGUUCAUGAAGGAAAGCUGAUCGUAAAUGGGGUUGUAAGAAGUGAAGAUUUUAUAAAUGAGGCACCCAAAUACGAAAUGACACCAGUGUUGUACUACAGCGUGUACCUGAGAAUUCGGUAUUUGUUAUGGGCGAUAAUCGGAACAACAGCUACGAUUCGCAUGUGUGGGGAACCCUUCCUGCGAAGAACAUAAUAGGCAGGUCCAUAUUUCGGUAUUGGCCGCCAAAAAGAAUUGGCGGGACAGUUCUUCCUGAAAGUUGUGCUGUCGACAAGCAGCAAGAGAGUAGUUUAACGCCCCAAUAACUUAUUUCGCCUGAAAAAUUGAAGUCGCGGUUUCUCCUUUCUUCUUUUUGGAAUUGAUGAAAAUGUAGAAGUAAUGAUCUAUUCAAUAUUUGGCACUGCAAUUAUUUUUGCAUUGUGCCAUAAUUGGAAACAACAUCACUAUCCCACAAAGGUAGGGUCGGCGUACAUCCCACCCUUCGGAUACCCCACUUGUGGGAUCACAUUGGGUUCGUUGUUGUUGUAGCAGUACCAUAAUAUGUCUAGUUUGAGGUAGGAUGUAAUGUAUAUUAACAGGCAUUUGACUUAGUGCUCUUUUCCAAAUAAUAUCUCUUCCCUAUUCUUCAAUUGUA
Molecule: messenger RNA, 1288 nt
Organism: Lycium barbarum (goji berry)
Lineage: Eukaryota; Viridiplantae; Streptophyta; Magnoliopsida; Solanales; Solanaceae
Product: chloroplast processing peptidase
Exons: 5
Coding region: 70-849 (259 amino acids)
Biological process (GO): thylakoid membrane organization
Cellular component (GO): chloroplast thylakoid membrane
Molecular function (GO): serine-type endopeptidase activity
Source: RefSeq, a predicted model, not a curated record